Verticillium alfalfae VaMs.102 is the source of this 1041-nucleotide messenger RNA. RefSeq names its product NADP-dependent leukotriene B4 12-hydroxydehydrogenase. The transcript has 3 exons. Lineage: Eukaryota; Fungi; Ascomycota; Sordariomycetes; Glomerellales; Plectosphaerellaceae. The record is from RefSeq and is a predicted model, not a curated record. Gene Ontology annotation, molecular function: oxidoreductase activity, acting on the CH-CH group of donors, NAD or NADP as acceptor. The coding region runs from base 1 to 1041 and encodes 346 amino acids.
AUGUCUGAGAGCCUGCGUGUCGUCCUCGCCGAGAGGCCCAAGGCCGACAUCAUCCCCGGCCAGACCUUCAAGACCGAGAAGCAGCCCAUCCCCCGCGAGCAGGACCUCAAGGAUGGCGAGGUCCUCGUCGAGAACCUCUACCUCAGUCUUGACCCCGCCAUGCGUGGCUGGUUGAACGACAAGCGUUCCUACCUGCCCCCUGUUCAGAUUGGCGAGACGAUGCGUGGAGCCGCCGUCUCUCGCAUUCUCGCCUCCAAGUCUGACAAGGCCGCCGCUGGCGAUAUCAUCCCGACCUACGCUGGCUGGGCCGAGCACGCCAUUCUGCCGCCGGCCGCCAUCCAGCCCGCCGCUGCCUACCCGCCCAUCUCCCACCCCACCGACUAUCUCUCUGUCCUUGGCACCACCGGCCUGACGGCCUACUUUGGCAUGCUCCGCAUUGGUGAGCCCAAGGCCGGCGAGACCGUUGUCGUCUCUGGUGCGGCCGGCGCUACCGGCAGCGUGGCCGGUCAGCUGGCCAAGAUUCGCGGCGCCCGCGUCAUUGGCAUUGCCGGCUCCGACGACAAGUGCAAGUGGUUGACCGACGACCUCGGCUUCGACGUUGCCAUCAACUACAAGGACCCUGAUUUCCGCAAGAAGUUCAAGGAGGCCACCCCCAACUUUGUCGACGUCUACUUUGACAAUGUUGGCGGUGCCAUCCUGGAGGCUGCCCUCGACCGCGCCAAGGAGCACGCCCGCUUCGUCAUCUGCGGCGCCAUCAGCCAGUACAACACGGCUACGCCAGCUGGCCCCAGGAACUACACGCAGAUCAUCACCAUGCGCAUCAAGAUGCAGGGCUUCAUCGUCCUCGACUUCGCCAAGGAGUUCCCCCAGGCGCGCAAGGAGCUCGCUCAGUGGCUUGACGAGGGCAAGAUCAAGCGCAAGGACACGAUCGUGCAGGGUGGCCUCAAGGUCGCCGAGCAGGCUCUCGUGGACCUCUACAACGGUAUUAACACGGGCAAGAUGAUUGUCGAGAUCAAGAACCCGGCGCAGGCCAAGCUCUGA